ACUCAAAUCUCAUAAUAAUUCAUCAAUGAUCUACACAAUAUUAAAAUACUUAUUCAAAAAUCUCAAAUAAAAUAACAGCCAACCGCCAUUUUCUAUUUUAUUUCCAGGUUAAAUUUAAAAAUGAAAGGAAUGGUUAUAAGGAGUAGAAUUGCACCUGAGAAGCAUUUGGAUCAUCAUCAUCAGCUGAUCAGUGAUCUUUUUCUUCUCCGGGAUGCAAAACGACGUUCAGUUUUACACUUCAGUAGUCGGAGUAGUACCGGAGCUGCUCCCUGUAUUAAGGCUAGGAGAUAUGGACCGCUGUUACGUGGCAGAAUCCGAGCACAAGUUGUUACUACUCCGGUGUCGGAUCCAACAGCACCGGCUACCAAGAAGCGAGUAUUUACUUUUGGUAAAGGAAGAAGCGAAGGCAACAAGAGCAUGAAAUCUCUGUUGGGAGGGAAAGGAGCAAAUUUGGCAGAGAUGGCAAGCAUUGGGUUGUCAGUGCCACCAGGCCUCACUGUAUCAACAGAAGCAUGUCAAGAAUAUGAGCAGAACGGGAAAAUGCUGCCGGAAGGCUUGUGGGAGGAGAUAUUGGAAGGCUUGAAUUGGGUGGAGAAGGACAUGGGAGCUUGCCUUGGUGAUCCUUCCAACCCUCUCCUUCUCUCUGUUCGCUCUGGUGCUGCCAUCUCAAUGCCUGGAAUGAUGGACACUGUCCUUAAUCUUGGACUAAAUGAUGAAGUGGUUGCUGGCUUGGGUGCAAAAAGUGGAGAGCGUUUUGCGUAUGACUCGUAUAGACGUUUUCUUGACAUGUUUGGGGAUGUCGUAAUGGGCAUCUCACACUCAUCAUUUGAGGAGAAGUUGGAAAGAAUGAAGGAUGCAAAAGGAGUCAGACUUGACACCGAUCUAACAGCUGCUGAUCUGAAAGAGCUGGUGGAGCAAUACAAGAAAGUAUACUUUGAAGCAAUUGGUGAAGAGUUUCCUUCAGAUCCGAAAAAACAACUGCAAUUAGCUGUUAAAGCAGUUUUUGAAUCUUGGGACAGCCCAAGGGCCAACAAGUAUCGGAACAUCAAUCAAAUUACUGGCUUAAAAGGAACUGCAGUAAAUAUUCAAUGCAUGGUAUUUGGUAAUAUGGGAAACACUUCAGGAACAGGUGUUCUGUUCACUAGAAAUCCAAGCACUGGUGAAAACAAGCUUUAUGGGGAGUUUCUAAUUAAUGCUCAGGGAGAGGAUGUAGUUUCCGGAAUAAGAACACCAGAAGACUUGGAUACCAUGAAAAACUGCAUGCCUGAAGCUUACAAGGAGCUUGUAGAAAACUGUGAAAUUCUGGAGAGCCAUUACAAAGAUAUGAUGGAUAUUGAGUUCACAGUUCAGGAAAAUAGACUGUGGAUGCUGCAAUGCAGAUCUGGAAAGCGUACCGGUAAAGGAGCAGUCAAGAUUGCAGUAGACAUGGUUAAUGAAGGGCUUGUUGAUGCUCGUUCUGCAAUUAAGAUGGUGGAGCCACAACAUCUGGAUCAACUGCUUCAUCCUCAGUUUGAGAAUCCACAAGCUUACAAAGACCAAGUGAUUGCAACGGGAUUACCUGCAUCCCCAGGGGCAGCCAUUGGGCAAAUUGUGUUUAGUGCUGAUGAUGCCGAAGAAUGGCAUGCACAGGGAAAAAGUGUCAUUUUGGUAAGGACAGAGACAAGUCCAGAGGAUGUUGGAGGUAUGCAUGCAGCCGCCGGAAUAUUGACUGCUAGAGGGGGAAUGACAUCUCACGCGGCGGUCGUCGCACGAGGUUGGGGAAAAUGUUGCGUUUCUGGCUGUUCUGAUAUUCGCGUCAUUGAUUCUGAAAGGGUUGUUGUAUUUGGGGACAUGGUUAUUAAUGAAGGAGAAUGGAUCUCACUCAAUGGAUCCACAGGGGAAGUGAUAUUGGGAAAACAACCGCUAUCUCCUCCAGCUUUAAGUGGUGAUCUGGAGAUAUUUAUGUCCUGGGCUGAUGAAAUAAGGCGUAUCAAGGUUAUGGCGAAUGCUGAUACUCCUGAUGAUGCACUGACAGCACGAAAAAAUGGCGCACAAGGGAUUGGACUUUGUAGGACAGAGCACAUGUUCUUUGCUUCAGAUGAAAGAAUAAAGGCUGUGAGAAAGAUGAUAAUGGCAGUGACACAAGAGCAGAGGAAGGCUGCACUAGACUUGUUACUUCCUUAUCAAAGAUCAGACUUCGAGGGAAUUUUUCGUGCAAUGGAUGGCCUUCCAGUAACCAUCCGACUAUUGGACCCUCCACUUCAUGAAUUUCUGCCAGAAGGUGAUGUGGAACAAAUUGUUGGUGAACUAACUUCUGAGACUGGCAUGACUGAAGAUGAAGUUUUUUCAAGAAUUGAGAAACUGUCAGAAGUAAAUCCUAUGCUUGGUUUCCGAGGAUGCAGGUUAGGGAUAUCAUACCCAGAACUCACUGAAAUGCAAGCCCGUGCAAUCUUUCAGGCUGCAGUGUCAAUGACCAACCAGGGAUUUACUGUAAUUCCAGAGAUAAUGGUUCCCCUAGUCGGAACACCUCAGGAAUUAGAACACCAAUCGAAUUUGAUACGCAAUGUUGCAACAAAAGUGUUCACUGAGAUGGGCGUUACAUUAAACUAUAAGGUUGGGACCAUGAUUGAGAUUCCCAGAGCUGCUCUGGUGGCAGAUGAGAUUGCAAAAGUAGCAGAGUUCUUUUCCUUUGGGACCAAUGACCUCACACAAAUGACAUUUGGGUAUAGUAGAGAUGAUGUUGGCAAGUUUCUUCCAAUUUACUUAGCCAAAGGAAUUUUACAAAGUGAUCCAUUUGAGGUACUUGAUCAGAAAGGUGUAGGCCAACUCAUCAAGAUUGCGGCAGAAAAGGGCCGUGCAGCUCGGCCGAGUUUGAAGGUUGGAAUAUGUGGAGAGCAUGGUGGAGAACCUUCAUCUGUCGCAUUCUUUGCAGAGGCAGGAUUAGAUUACGUUUCAUGUUCUCCAUUCAGGGUUCCUAUUGCAAGGCUAGCAGCAGCUCAGGUUGCUGUUUGAAUCUGAAAUAAAAAUCAAGAGGAGAAGCUCAUAUGCUACUUCCAAUUUGUGCAGCUGUAAUUUGUAAAUAACAUAUCAUUCAAAAUGAAAUACCUAUAAUGGCCACAGCUAUAAAUAAAAUAGAGCUCUGAAAAUGUAAAUAUGUUGACUCCUUGUAUUAUAAGUGGUGAUUAUUCUGCUUACGUAUAAAGUGAAUAAAUCAAUUGAAUUUUACUCAA
Messenger RNA from Mercurialis annua (annual mercury), 3209 nucleotides. RefSeq names its product pyruvate, phosphate dikinase, chloroplastic. Lineage: Eukaryota; Viridiplantae; Streptophyta; Magnoliopsida; Malpighiales; Euphorbiaceae. The transcript has 20 exons. Gene Ontology annotation, molecular function: kinase activity; ATP binding; pyruvate, phosphate dikinase activity. Bases 121 to 2991 code for a protein of 956 amino acids. Gene Ontology annotation, biological process: pyruvate metabolic process; phosphorylation. The record is from RefSeq and is a predicted model, not a curated record.